AGGAGCAGGGUGGGAAGGGAGAGCAGAGGAGCGUAGAGAGGGGAUCUGCAUUGUAAGUAGCUCUGAGAGCAGCAAGUGGUGGCUGUUUUUCAGCCUGUUUUUGUUUUCCAGAGGAGGCGGAGAACACAAAGAAGAAAGAGGAGAAGAAGCAGGCUGAAGAGCACAUAUUUGAAAUGUGUGAGCAACGUUUAAGAUAAAAAGAGGAAGAAGCUGAAGGAGGAUAAGGAGGGAAAGAAGCCGGGAGGAACACAAGGCAGCAAUGGAUAGCAGAGUGGCUCAGUCUGACCCUGGGAUGGCCUGGAUUCACACACUGCUGCUGGCCACAGUCCAGCACACACACUAGGCUGCUAACACAGAUGAGAUCUCAUGUGUUCAUCCAGCCAUGCUCCCUGGUUAUGGAUUCUCACCUUUUCCUGAUUUCCAACCCCACCGUCACGCUUUUCACUGCAGAGGAGAGAGUCCCAGCAUGUGGAUCCCCGGCUCAGGAGAGUCCCAAGUUCUGAGUGAGGCCCAAGAGGACAGACCUCUCCUCCACCCUUGUCACCAUAAGCAUGUCGCCGUUUGCCAACAGGAAACUUUGGCUUUUAUUGAGAUCCAACCACCGGUGACACCCAAAAUAAACAGACUUGGCUCUCACAGGCAAACUGUUAUUCCAGACGCACAAUGCACGACACAGUCCCGGCCCCUGAAUGGAUUUAGACACACUCUGAAUGAACUGAAUGACAUGCAGAGGGGCUGCAACAGGACAGACAAUGAGCAUGAAACUACUUUGAAUCUGAACUCUCAUACACCUGUGAGUGACGUUGAGCUCAAAUGUCAUAAUGGCAUCAGGACUUCUUUGAAGGAGCAAAACGAAAAGCCACGAUGUGUCACAACAGUGUGUCGACCCCUGCAUUCAGCUCUUAGCCUCCCCCUGUCGCUCCCUCUGUCCUCUCUGUACACAAACAGAGACUCCUGGGAAUCUCAGGUACCUUGUUCCCCAUCCUCACCUGAGGGUCUUGGAUGUCAGAGCCCAGACUCCUACCAGCCACAGAGGAGGACAUCACAGGGUUCACUGAAAGAGAAGUCUAUACGGCGGAAGAUGCAGGUUUAUUCUCCAGACAGCCUCAGUGAUGAAUCUCUCAGCAGUCCAGUCCUGGACCCAGACUACAUCUUCCCAGGACCUUUUGCAACUUUCCUGGAGGAGGACCUGAGUGGAUUAUCUUCCCUGGAGGCCAUGUCAAGUGCAUCCUCUACAGACGGAGUUACAGAUCUCUCUAACCUCAGUCACGACGAUAUUUUUAAUCUACCUGAAGAACCACUGCAGAUUAUAGAGGACUCACUUCCAGGUUUGGGGGAGGACAGAGGGACAGUAGAGGCAUUAUGCGCCACAGGGGGGAGUUUUCUGCCACGCACUCGCCAAGGGGAUCAGGAACGGCGGCGCUUCUCAGCCUCAGAACUGAUAUCUAGACUGCAGCUCUCUCAGAGGAAGAACUCCUUCACUCUGAAGCUGGGGAAGUCACUGUCUGCUCGGGUAGCCUCCAGGGACAGACAGAGCUCCUGCUUCAGCCCCAACAUGGACUAUAAACCAAACUCUAAACACCGCAGCUCAGGAGCUUCUACUGACAGCGCCCCCCACAGUCCUGUAGGACCUGCACCUUCUCUGCCGCCCACCAGUGAGAAUGGCAUGCCAAUACAUCGAUGGAGCUCAAAACUCAGCAUGAGAAAGAAAUCUAUAGACGAGGACUCAGCCACACUACCAGCUGUUCCUGCCUCCAAUCGCUUAUCACGGUUUUUACCCAGCUCAAUACUGUACCAGGAAUACAGCGAUGUUGCCAUCAACAGAGAGAUCCAGAGGCAGCAGGGGAAGGAGCCAGGCACAGAGGAGGAGGGGCUCAGGGACGAGGGAUCAGACGGGACCCCGUCUCCUUCUAAUCUGUCUCCAUCCAGCUCCUUUCGCUCAUCACGAGGCUCUGCAUUUGCUCUGUGGCAGGACAUCCCUGAUGUUCGGAGCAGCGGUCAGCUCGACAACUUCAGCAACGAGGAAAGGAAACUACAGGAGGCAAAGUUUGAGCUGGUGACAUCAGAAGCGUCAUACAUCCGCAGUCUGACCAUCGCAGUGGACCACUUCAUGCUGUCACACGAGCUCGCAGAGUGUCUCGGAGCUCAGCACAAGCAGUGGCUCUUCUCCAAGCUGCCUGAAGUCAAAGAUGUCAGUGAGAGGUUUCUUCAGGACCUGGAGCGGCGUCUGGAGGAAGACAUUCUGCGUUUUGAUGUGUGUGACAUCGUCCUGGAUCACUGCCCGGCUCUGAGAAGAGUUUAUUUACCUUAUGUUACCAACCAGGCUUAUCAGGAGCAGACCUAUCAGCGCUUGUUGCAGGAGAAUCCUCGUUUCCCUGGCAUCCUGGCUCGUUUGGAGGAGGACCCCGUCUGCCAAAGACUUCCUCUGACCUCUUUUUUAAUCCUCCCGUUUCAGAGGAUCACACGGCUUAAAAUGCUGGUGGAGAAUAUCUUAAAGAGGACAACACCCGGCUCUCGAGAUGAGGACACAGCCACGAAAGCUUUCAAUGAGCUAAAAAAGAUCAUCAAAGAAUGUAACUCCAGCGUACAGUCCAUGAAGAGGAUGGAGGAACUUAUUCACCUCAAUAAGAAGAUCCAUUUUGAGGGGAAGAUCUUCCCUCUGAUCUCUCAGUCCCGUUGGCUGGUGAAACAUGGAGAGCUCCUGGAGGUGGACACUCAGAUGAUGAGCAUUUCUGGAUCCAAGCUCAAAUUUCCCACCAAACCUGUGUACCUGCACCUCUUCAAUGACUGCCUCCUGCUGUCCAGGAGGAAGGAUACAUGGAAGUUCAUGGUGUUCGUGCAUGCCAAGAUCGGGGAGCUGAAAGUGAAGGAUCUCAGUCAGAAGCUGCAGGGCAUCUCAGGCUUCAUCUUCCACCUGCAGCUGUGUGAAGGCCAACAUCUCAAACACCAGAUCCUGCUGAAGUCACACACCGAGAGCGGGAAGCAGAGAUGGAUCACGGCCAUGUUUCCAUCUAAUCCACUGGAAGACAUCGAGCAGGCCAGUGAAAAUGAUGCUAUACCCCAGGUUCAGUGCAUCAAGAGCUACCAGGCUCAAGAGCAUGAUGAGUUAACGCUGGAGAAGGCGGACAUUCUUCAUGCAAAGACCAUAACAAGUGACGGCUGGGUGGAGGGUAUCAGGCUGUCUAACGGGGAGCGGGGCUGGUUCCCCAAAACCUACGUGGAGGAAAUCACAAGUCGCAGCGCACGCCUCCGAAACCUCAGAGAAAAUAUCCGCAUCAAAUGUGUCACACAGAAACUGGAGGGAGAGGACUAAACGCUUUCUACGUGUCAAAGGUGCAUCUCAGUGGCUAACCUGCAGAUUUGUAGCCUCAGGAUGAUUGUUUGAUUUUACACGGAUUGUGGGACCUACUGUAUGUUUAGUGUGCUCGUGCUAAAAGAAUCAAACGUUUGGUUCUGUCAUGGAUGCUAAACUGUGUAGCAGCUUUUUCCUUUAGCAUGCUAGCUGUGAAUGUUUUAAUGCUCCUUUGCAUAUUUAGUAUAAAGACUGUUAUACAAUAAGAGUCCAUCAACAAAAGUUCACAUUUUGUAACCAAAACACUCCAAACUGUACGGCUGCUACUUUGACCAGAUCUCUCUUAAAAAGAGAUUUUCAAUCUUUAUAGGUCUCCAGGUAAAACAAAGCAGGAGCACUCCGUUCAUGCAUGCUUUCUGUGCAUGCAUUUCAUUACCGCUUCCUGUGAUAAAUGCACACCUGCAGGUUUAACAUGUAAACUUGUCCAAAGGUAAACUUGUACAUUUCUUAGGUCAGGUCAGAGGAGGACAGAGCAGAAGGUGCCACUUUAAUUUCCUCAGCUGUGUUUCUUUUUUCUCAAUAGAUUGUGUUACUGUACACAACACUUUCAUUCAUGUGAUAUCACAACAUCAGAAAACCGCUUGCAGGCAGAUCCUGCUGCUGAGCUGAACUUCAAAGGUCUAUUAAUCUUCCUGUUCUUUAACAAUGAGAGAAGGGGUUUUUUCAGAUAGAAGAUUACACAUUUCAUAAACAUGGGUGUUUUCUUUAACCAAAAUUUAAAUUUCAAAAAUAAUUUGAUGUGCUUUUACUAUUUUAGUUAAUUCAAUGACCUCUCACAGAUUAGUAGGGCUGUCAAAUGAUUCUGUUUUUUGCGUAACAAGUCAAGUCUUCCCUGACAGCGUGAAACAUUUCUUACCCGUGUCUUGAUUUGGGAAUCCCAUUCAUCUGAGUGACUGAUCUUGUCCUUCAUGACUGGUCACAACAUGCCGACCCUGAGAACUUCCCUAAAACUGUCUUCCACAGUGUUGACUGGCCUCAAGUCAAUUCCCACUUCUUUAGUAAGCACUGUAGUUAACUUCUUCAGUUAGCUUCAUCCACAGGUGUGUGACGACUCACAGACUCCAGAAUGAGGUUCUACUUGACUUUGUGAUGUGGUUGCUCGCUGACAUCAGUCUGAUUAGCUGCACCUGUAUGCAGUAAGAAGUAAUUCUGUUUAACAGAAAGUGCACAUUACUUUUGACUUGUCAUUUGCGGAGCAAUUUAAAGUGACAUGUGCCAUUCAAACCUGAAAUGGUAUCAUUAUUUUCCAUCCCAGCAGCAGCAGGAAAACGCUGGCUUAACUACAAUGUGCUGAAUGGGACAAAAUAACAACAGAUAAAAAAAGAGUGUAUUAAUUUUGGAGCUUAAUUGCAUCGUGACUAACAUGUUAAAGCUGACAGCCCUGGUUAGAAGAUGUGGAUUACUCCACAUGGCCUGUAUGGAUGGUAACUGACUGCAGUAACAAUAUAGACUGUGUGAUCUCCUCUGGUUGUGCGGACGAGGACUCUGUGUUUUAAUAAUGUCAACAAAGCCCAUGUCAAGAUUCAAGCUAACAUUAACUUAUCCUCCUGACUGGAGUUUUCUGUGCACAUACACUACCAGUCAAAAGUGUGGAAACACCUUCUCAUUCAAGGGUUUGUAUUUAUUUUAAUGAUUGUAAACACUGUAAAUUAAUACUGAAGACAUCUAAACUAUGAAAGAACAUAUAUGGAAUUAUUUAAUGAACAAUAAAGUGUUAAACAAAGCAGAAUAUGUUUUAUAUUUUAGAUUCUGUAAAGUAGCCCCCUUUUUCCUUCAUGACAGCUUUGCACACUCUUGGUCUUCUCUCAGUCUGCUUCAUGAAGUGGUCUCCUGGAAUGGUUUCUAAUGAACAUGAGCCUUGUCAAGAGUUCAUUUGUAGAAUGACUUGCCUUCUUAAUGUGUUUGAGACCAUCAGUUGUGUUGUUCAGAGGUAGGGUUAGUACACAAUGGAUAGCCCUAUUUGACUACUGUUGUAAUCCAGAUUAUGGUAAAACCAGAUUAUUUCAUAGUUUUGAUGUCUUCAGUAUUAAUCUACAGUGUUGAAAAUAAUUAAAAUAAAUAAAAACCAUUGAAUGAGAAGGUGUGUCCAAACUUUUGACUGGUAGUGUAUUUCUGAAAAUACUACCAUAAGUUAGUAUCAGUCAAAUUAAAUAUAGUCCCCAACUAAUGCACUGUUCACACCUUAAAGCAUAAUGUUUGCUUAUCACUGCAGCAGCUGCUGUAGAGUACCAUUAAGAUUUUUAUUGUAUUUAAGAGUUUUAUAGAUUUAUGUUGUCAGUAUUAAUGAGGAAGGCUUGGGAGAUGUUUUUUAAGAUGUUUUUGAUCCUUUGACAAAUGGAGGAUCAAACUUAUCAUGUAUCACAGGAGCUUCUUGUCAACUAAGCAUUGUUGCUUCCCCGACGGGAGGGAUGAGUAAGGGAGAGUUUGAAUCUAGAAUCUGACCCCUUCUGCACAUUGUACCUAUAAAAUUAUAUUUUUGGGGCAUUUUCCUUAAAAAGUUUAGGUCAUCUGUAAAUGACUUUUCUGUUUACGGACCAAUCAUUCAGCACUAUAAACUUUGCAGAAUCUGGUUAUACAUUGUCAGUUUUGGUCUUUUCAUGGCGUUUGUUGACAAAAAUGAAAAUAAAACUUAAGAGCAGAACUGUCUCCAGAAAACAAGGACGUAGAGAUGUAACAAAUUCACCUUUGGACACAUUUACAAAGAGGAUCUGUGGGGUAAAUGUCUAAGUUAGCCUUCUUUGACUAAUAUAGAAACUUUGAGAAGCUCCAGCUGAAUAAAUUUAACAUUGUUAGAUAAUAGCACUGAAUUAUAUUAAAGCCAACAUCAUGCAUAGAUUUCUCCUUAUUAGGAGUCCCCAAACAAUCAAUGCUCAGUGUGACUGAGCUCAGACCUGUUUUUAAUAAACCACUAUAAUCAACAUUCAGAGAUAAACUCUUCCGGCGGCACAUGAGAGCUUUAUCACCCUUUAUUAUUUCUCUUUCUGCAUUUUUAGUUGUAAUGAAGUGGUUGCUGUUGCAGCGUGUGUAUUUAUACUCCUCUAGCUGGUUGUUCUUUCAGGAGAUUCUCGUGUAAAUGUUCUCUACUGUAGAUGCUUCAUGUAUAAAGAGUAGAAAAAGGUUGAUGUAAUUUAUAUGAACAAAGAUCUGACAAAUAUUUUAACAUUUUUUUAACCAUAAACUUUUUAGUUUGAUUCAUUUCUAAUACAGCUGAAUAUAAAUACUGUUUUACACUGGAUGUUUACUGGAUGUGUGCACACUACUGUAAGUGUUUAACCAUUGAAAUAAAUACUUCCAUUUU
Molecule: messenger RNA, 6650 nt
Organism: Notolabrus celidotus (New Zealand spotty)
Lineage: Eukaryota; Metazoa; Chordata; Actinopteri; Labriformes; Labridae
Gene: arhgef19
Product: Rho guanine nucleotide exchange factor (GEF) 19
Exons: 16
Coding region: 383-3313 (976 amino acids)
Biological process (GO): activation of GTPase activity; regulation of actin cytoskeleton organization
Molecular function (GO): protein binding; guanyl-nucleotide exchange factor activity
Source: RefSeq, a predicted model, not a curated record